CGCCAACCUUCCUGUUCAUUUUUGUCCUUUAUUCGUUGACUACUCGGGAGUUCAAUCUCCUCAUAAUUCAUCCCAUUUCAAUCCCACCUUCUUCUUUCGCUACAUACCAUUGUUUCUCUACUAGAUUUCUGAAUUAUUCAAUCUGGGAUCUAUUUAAAAAAUGGGUAGAGCUGGGUUUUCAAAGAAUUCAAGAAUGAUUUGUGCCCCGUUAAUGGCUGAAUCGGUGGAGCAAAUGUUGAGUGACAUGCAUCAGGCAAAGAUGGAGGGUGCGGAUGUGGUUGAGAUCAGGCUGGGCUGUAUCAGUAAUUUCCAGCCUCACAGAGACCUCAAACUCCUCCUGGAAAACAAGCCACUUCCGGUUGUCGUCGUGUAUGGGGCGACAUGGGAAGGUGGUCAGUACGAAGGUGAUGAACAGGAGCGACUACAAGCUCUUCUUUUGGCUAAAGAUUUGGGGGCUGAUUACAUAGAAUUGGAACUCAAGGUAGCAUCUGCUUUCAUGAAAGAAGAUAAAUUGGGUCGGCUUAAGAGCAGUAAGAUAAUAGUAUCUUGCUACCUGGACAGUCCGGCCUCUUUACGGGAAGAUCUUGGCCGUCUUGUUGCAGAGAUGCAAUCCAUGAACGCCGACAUCAUUAAGUUUGUUUCAGGUGCAGCUAAUAUCACAGAAAUAAUGGAAGUUUUUGAACUGCUUUCACAUAGCCAGGUACCCAUGAUAGCUUACUGUACAGGGGAAAGAGGCCUUAUAAGUCAGUUACUAACUUUCAAAUUUGGUGGUGUUUUUACUUACGGAUCUCUUCAAGGAACCUCAAUUUGUGGUCUUCCUAGUAUAAAUAGUUUGAGACAAGCCUAUGGAGUGAAGAAUAUAGAUAAGAAUACUGUAGUUUUUGGGCUUAUCUCGAAACCAGUAAGUCAUAGUAAGGGCCCUAUUCUGCACAACCCCGCAUUUAGGCAUGUGUAUUACAAUGGGAUAUAUGUGCCAAUGCUAGUUGAUGAUCUGAAGGCAUUCUUUACCGUCUACACAAGUGCUGACUUUGCUGGUUUCAGUGUUGGGAUCCCAUACAAGGAAGCAGUAAUUGAUUUCUGUGAUGAAGUCCAUCCUCUUGCUCAGUCCAUUGGUGCUGUCAAUACUAUUGUGAGGAGGCCUGAUGAUGGAAAGCUAGUUGGUCAUAAUACAGAUUGUGAGGCUGGUAUAACAGCAAUAGAAGAUGCUUUAAAGGAAUGCACGGUUUUGGAACCGUUAAUUCCUUCUCCACUUACAAGGAAGUUGUUUGUGCUUGUGGGUGCUGGAGGUGCAGGAAGAGCUCUUGCCUUUGGUGCUAAAACCAGGGGGGCACGGGUUGUCAUCUUUGACAUUGAUUUUGAUAGAGCAAAAUCUUUAGCUGCUGCAGUGUCGGGGAUAGCUCUUCCUUUUGAAGACUUAAUUGGUUUCCGCCCAGAGAAAGAUGCAAUCCUUGCAAAUGCAACCCCUUUAGGCAUGCAUCCGAAUACGGACCGCAUUCACGUGGCAGAGGAAACUUUGAGGGACUACAAACUUGUGUUUGAUGCUGUUUACACCCCUAGGAAGACUAGAUUACUAAAAGAAGCCGAGGCUGCUGGAGCUAUUGUCGUUAGCGGAGUUGAAAUGUUCCUUCGGCAGGCUGCGGCCCAAUUCAGUCUUUUCACUGGCCACAAAGCACCAGAAGAGUUCAUGAGAGGGAUUAUUUUGGAAAAAUUCUGAAACUCGAAUAAUGUGGUCGGCCGAGCAGCGACUUUCUAAGCUAAAUGCGUGC
Molecule: messenger RNA, 1766 nt
Organism: Sesamum indicum (sesame)
Lineage: Eukaryota; Viridiplantae; Streptophyta; Magnoliopsida; Lamiales; Pedaliaceae
Product: bifunctional 3-dehydroquinate dehydratase/shikimate dehydrogenase, chloroplastic
Biological process (GO): chorismate biosynthetic process; shikimate metabolic process
Molecular function (GO): 3-dehydroquinate dehydratase activity; shikimate 3-dehydrogenase (NADP+) activity
Source: RefSeq, a predicted model, not a curated record